UAGGUUAUGAGCACAGCACGUGCACGCGCAAAGAACUGGAAACCAGGUGGAGAAACCAGAAGGCACACAACACCGGCUACCAUAUUCCUGUCUGUUUGUAGACAUCUAUUUAUCAGACAUCGUGAAUUGCGCUUUCAAGGGACACACAUGACACGAGGUGUCUUCAAUACAAGCUGGUGCAGGACAGGUAAAAUCUUAAGAACCUUCUCAUAGUAACGUUUUUGCUCCUACUGCGUCCUAAGCCUGAGCUCCCGCUCAGCGCCAAAAAUCCAAAAUCCUCAGAGGGAUCUUUAUACAACAGGAUCCAUCACAAAACGAAAAGGUAACGUAACAUCAGUGUUCAGAAAUGGCCUCUGGUUUUGGAGCGACUUGCAGCCCAGGGACACCUUAUAGGAGCCACGACAUACAGCCAGAUGAAGAUGCUUGUGAGGAUGAUGCCUGGGACCCAGAUAGGCUGGUGAAGUGCCCUUACGACCCUAACCACUUGAUAAGUCAGAGUCGAUUUCCAUAUCACGUUCUCAAAUGCAAAAAGAACCAUCCAGAAUUGACAAGUGAACUGAAAAGCUGUCCCUACAACGCACGACAUAUGGUGCUGAAGGACAAGCUGGCUGGACAUUUGACCACCUGUGCUGAUCGGCAAGCAGUGGAAAAGGAAAGGGCUGGAAAAUCAGAUAUGUUAAAAAAAUAUGCUGUACCAGUCAACACUAUGACUUUCCCCACCAGCGAGGACUGGGAUAAAGAGGAAGAGACUAGCGCAACUCUGUUUGUGUGGGAGGUGACUUCUCAGAUCCGCCCCAUUCCACAAGUCACAAACAACCUGAUUCCAGGACUCAGAACUCCACAUGUUCUCCCAUGGAAAUAGAUGGAUGGACACAUUGUUACUAGAAGUUGUUACUGUUGGUCAAAAUAAUUGCAGCUGAGGGCUGGCUUGAGUAAAGAUGUUUUUAAAAUGAA
This is a messenger RNA of Alosa sapidissima (American shad), 954 nucleotides long. RefSeq names its product gametocyte-specific factor 1-like. The coding region runs from base 347 to 862 and encodes 171 amino acids. Lineage: Eukaryota; Metazoa; Chordata; Actinopteri; Clupeiformes; Clupeidae. The transcript has 7 exons. The record is from RefSeq and is a predicted model, not a curated record.